Messenger RNA from Dioscorea cayenensis subsp. rotundata (Guinea yam), 1704 nucleotides. RefSeq names its product adenylate-forming reductase 06235. Lineage: Eukaryota; Viridiplantae; Streptophyta; Magnoliopsida; Dioscoreales; Dioscoreaceae. The transcript has a single exon. The coding region runs from base 5 to 1666 and encodes 553 amino acids. The record is from RefSeq and is a predicted model, not a curated record.
AAUUAUGGAGAUGAUCAGCAAGACGAUGCCAACUCAUGGCAGGUCUACCAGUUGCCAAGGAGUUUCAUUUGAUUCUCCCCAUCCUCUAUUGGACUCCAAUAGAGGAGAGUACAAUGGAAGGUGGGUUUGGAUUCCAUGGAACCCUAGUAACUCCAUCAAGGCCUUUCCUUCCCCCAAAGUUCUCAGCAGGACGGUUAGCCGACCAAGCAGCCAUUACUGUGACCUCAACUUCGACCCCAAAGACAUUGACGAUGAAGAUGUAUAUGAACUUGAACCUCAACAUGGAGAUCAUGAAGAGAAGAAGAUCACACUAAGAGCAGCACUAGACGUUGAGAAACAAGAAUCUAUAAGGAAAGGCCAACAAGCAUCUAACAAGUCUCGGCUCUCCAUUAUACUUCUUGAUCAAGGCCUCUUCACUGUCUACAAGCGCCUUUUCGCUACUUGUUUCACUUCAAAUAUUAUUGCUCUUGUUCUCGCCAUCUCCGGCCACUUCCCAUUCGGAAAACAUCGACCUACACUCAUUUCCAUGGCUAACAUCCUUACUCUCAUUCUUUGCCGGAGCGAGGCAUUUCUCCGAAUAGUUUUUUGGUCUGUUGUCAAGGUUUUAGGUCACCCGUGUGUGCCUUUGUUUAUCAAGACAACAACCACAUCAUUCCUUCAAUCUCUAGGUGGCAUUCACAGCAGUUGUGGCGUCUCCUCCGUUGCAUGGCUUAUAUACUCUUUAGUCCUCACAUUAAAAGCUCCUGAAAACACUAGUACAGAGAUAGUCUUUGUAGCUACAACCAUUGCAGCUUUACUAAUCCUCUCUUGCUUAUCUGCUUUCCCUCUCAUUCGCCAUCUUCACCACAAUGUUUUCGAGCGCACACAUAGGUUUGCUGGAUGGAUAGCACUAGCUCUUCUUUGGGCUUUUGUUGUCCUAACCGUAUGUUAUAACCCUAAGACCAAGUCCUACAAUCAGAUUAGUAUCCCUACCCUUGCAGGAAAACAGGAAUUCUGGUUCACAUUUGCUAUCACUUUAUUCAUCAUGCUACCAUGGCUUAGCAUCAAAAGAGUUCCAGUCUCAGUCACAGCACCAUCUGGUCAUGCCUCACUGAUCAAGUUUGAGGGAGGGAUUCCUGCAGGCUUAUUAGGAAGGAUAAGUAGGUCACCAUUGUCUGAAUGGCAUGCAUUUGGGAUCAUAUCUAAUGGAAAGGACAACCACAUGAUGCUUGCUGGUGCAGUGGGAGACUUCACCAAAGGUUUGGUCUCUCAUCCACCCAACCAUCUUUGGGUACGUGGACUUCACUUUGCUGGACUUCCUUAUUUGGUGAACAUGUACAAUAGAGCAGUGUUGGUAGCUACAGGGUCUGGCAUUUGUGUGUUCUUGUCUUUUCUUUUACAGCCAUGCAAUGCUGAUGUGUGCAUGGUUUGGGUGACCAAGGGAGUUGAAGAGAACUUUGGGAAAGAGAUAAUGGAGAUGAUAAGUGGGUAUCCAAAGGAGAAGAUUAUCAUACAUGAUACUAUGAUCUCUGGUCGCCCUAACAUUGCAAAGAUCAGUAUUGAGGCUGCUAAGAACUGGAAGGCUGAAGUGGUGGUGGUGACUAGUAAUCCUCAAGGGAGCAAAGAUGUUGUGAGUGCUUGUAAAACUGCUGGUUUUGCUGCAUUUGGCCCCAUUUGGGAUUCUUAGAUGAUACUUGCACUUUCAUAGAUAUAUAUAUAUAUAUA